Messenger RNA from Enhydra lutris kenyoni (northern sea otter), 309 nucleotides. Its product is annotated as growth hormone releasing hormone. Gene Ontology annotation, molecular function: neuropeptide hormone activity; peptide hormone receptor binding; growth hormone-releasing hormone activity. The transcript has 3 exons. Gene Ontology annotation, cellular component: perikaryon; terminal bouton; extracellular region. The coding region runs from base 1 to 309 and encodes 102 amino acids. NCBI's taxonomy places the organism in Eukaryota, Metazoa, Chordata, Mammalia, Carnivora, Mustelidae. Gene Ontology annotation, biological process: positive regulation of multicellular organism growth; positive regulation of growth hormone secretion; positive regulation of cell population proliferation. The record is from RefSeq and is a predicted model, not a curated record.
AUGCUUCUCUGGGUGUUCUUCCUGGUGAUCCUCACCCUCAGCAGUGACUCCCACUCUUUCCCACCGUCCCUGCCCCUCAGAGUCCCUCGGUAUGCAGACGCCAUCUUCACCAACAGCUACCGGAAGGUGCUGGGCCAGCUGUCAGCCCGCAAGCUACUGCACGACAUCAUGAACCGCCAGCAGGGAGAGAAAAACAGGGAGCAAGGAGCAAAGGCACGGCUCGGUCGUCAGGUGGACAGUAUGUGGGCAGGCGCAAAGCAGACGCCCCUGGAGAGCGCCCUAGCGGCCAUGUUGCUGAAGCAGAGGUAG